UCAGUCUCAGGGCUUUUUAAAAAAGAGCCAGAAGCUUCAAUGUUGCAUGCCGUGCUAUGACAACGUCACUACUCCUCCGUCCGCGCUGGGUCGACCCCUCGGUUAUGUUCCUCUACGACAACGGUGGCGGUUCCGAUGAAGUGAACAAGAACAUGGAGGGUUUUGCUGGUGGCAACUUUGCAGCGAACCAGUGUAGGAAUCUUAUGGCACACCCCGCGUCCCUGGCACCCAGCACGGCUUAUACGUCCAGCGAAUUGCCCUCCUCCGGUAUGAGCGAGCCAGUGAAACAGUGUAGCCCUUGCUCUGCAGCUCAGAAUUCCUCCAGCGCGUCCUUGCCUUAUGGGUACUUCGGUAGCGGUUAUUAUCCGUGCAGAAUGUCGCAUCACAGCAGCAUAAAAUCCUGUGGAACACAGCCCCCCUCCGCAUAUGGAGAGAAAUACAUGGAUACCUCCGCCUCGGGCGAAGACUUCACCUCUCGGGCAAAGGAAUUCGCUUUUUAUCCGACCUACACUUCGGGUCCAUACCAACCUGUCCCCAGCUACCUGGACGUUCCCGUUGUGCCAACGAUCAGCGCGCCUUCAGAGGCCAGGCACGAGACCCUGUUGCCUAUGGAGAGCUACCAACCGUGGACUCUCGCAGCCAACGGCUGGAACGGCCAGGUUUACUGCGCCAAGGAGCAGCCUCAGCCUGGACACAUGUGGAAAUCAUCCAUGCCAGACGCAGUAUCCCAUUCCGGAGGAGAGUCUGGUUCUUAUCGACGUGGAAGAAAGAAGCGCGUGCCAUACACCAAGGUGCAACUGAAGGAACUUGAGCGCGAGUACGGCGCCAAUAAAUUUAUCACGAAGGACAAAAGGAGGAGGAUAUCUGCCCAGACCAACCUGUCCGAGAGACAGGUCACGAUAUGGUUUCAAAACAGACGCGUAAAGGAGAAGAAGGUGGUCAACAAAUUGAAACCCAUCAGCUAGUUUUUUUCUUUCUUUCUACGGACAAUAUCUGGUGGAGAUAAACUACCACACACACACACACACACACACACACACACACACACACACACACACACACACACACACACACACACACACACACACACACACACACACACACACACACGCUCGCUCGCUCCCAACACACACGCUUGGACUCGUGGAUUGGAACAACUGAACUCUUUCCUGACUGAAUUAUGAUGUGUUCGUAUGUUGGCAAAUAUUUUCAUGGAGCUCUUGGAUCAAAAUUUGAGGCCUGUGAAUGAUGGACCCUCCAUUUUCUGUCACUUGUUUAGAAAUAUUGUUAAUGGAGUCAAGUGGAGAAAAUAUUUAGCAGCAGUAGCCAAUUUGUGAUUUUUAUUAUUUUGUUUGGCAUGCUCACUCUCAACACAGGAAUCUGGCCCCAGUUCAGAAAGGUGUGCGCCACCGAGCUACACCUUUAUCUGCAACUUUAACGAGAGUUAUAAAAAGAUAUGCGAAGAUUAACAGAAAGACGGAGUUACAGAUUUGGACCUUGGGAAUGUUAAAUAUUAAUCUCUCUCCUUGCUUCCUUUUUUGUUUAAAACCUACUCACAUGCUUAGCUUGUAUGAAGUUUAGUCUUAUCAUAUGAACCCGUGCUCUCAUUCAUAUACAAUCCAUGGUGCAAUUCUUAUUAUAAUGCUUAGAUAAUCGUUUGGGAUAUGUGUUCAUAUGAAUCAUAGCUUUGUAUGAUGUGUGCGUAUUCAUGUGGUUGUAUAUAAAGUAAAUUUCGGCAUGAUAUUCAGAUUAUUUGUGUGUGAGUCCAGUGUUGUUUAAGUCCGUCCCAAUAAAAUAUGGACUUUGUUGAAUUUGA
Eleginops maclovinus (Patagonian blennie) is the source of this 1816-nucleotide messenger RNA. RefSeq names its product homeobox protein Hox-A13a. The transcript is spliced from 2 exons. Gene Ontology annotation, molecular function: RNA polymerase II cis-regulatory region sequence-specific DNA binding; DNA-binding transcription factor activity, RNA polymerase II-specific. NCBI's taxonomy places the organism in Eukaryota, Metazoa, Chordata, Actinopteri, Perciformes, Eleginopidae. Gene Ontology annotation, biological process: regulation of transcription by RNA polymerase II. The record is from RefSeq and is a predicted model, not a curated record. The coding region runs from base 57 to 965 and encodes 302 amino acids.